AUGUUGGAAAGAUAUGAAAGUUUAUUUUGCAAUAAGAUUAUUACUAAAGUAGUAGUCUAUUUUUAUUUUAAAAUGUUUCAAAUGAAAUCAUUUUUUAAAAUAGUAUGUCCAUGUUUUUCUGACUUGUUUGAUGAUGAGACUCCUUUAAUUGGUGAUGAUGUAAUUAAUCAUGAAAAUGGAACUAAUUGCCAACUAAAUCAAAGAGAACAACAAAAUAUUGAAAGAGAAAGUUUAAGAAGAUCUUCAUCAAUGAGAUACAAUAAUUCACGUUUUAAUAAAAAUGAUUUUAAAAGAGAUGAAGAAACAGAACGUGCAUUACAACAAAUACUUGACAGAACAAAAGAGAGAAUGAUAAAUUUUAAUGAAUUUAAUGAAGAAAUAAAUUUUGAAAAACUUAGAAGUAUGAUGGAUAAUGAAAAAUAUUUGAAAGAAAUAAAUGAUCAUGAUAAAUUAUCUAAAGAUACUAUUAAAAAAGAUUGUCUUUUGGAGCCAACAUUUGACGAUGAAAAUUUAGUAGAUUUGCUAACAAAUGCAAGUGCUUUAUCUGAAAGUGAUUCGGUAAACAUUAAUAAAAUGUUAAAAGAUUUUAAAACUUCACUAAAAACAGUUAAUUCAAUUAAUUUUGAUGAACCAUUGGUGGUAUAUAUGGAUCUUUAA
This is a messenger RNA of Strongyloides ratti, 657 nucleotides long. RefSeq lists its product as hypothetical. The coding region runs from base 1 to 657 and encodes 218 amino acids. Lineage: Eukaryota; Metazoa; Nematoda; Chromadorea; Rhabditida; Strongyloididae. The transcript is spliced from 5 exons. The record is from RefSeq and is a predicted model, not a curated record.